GGUUAAAACAGUCAGUUGGUGCAUAGUGGCACAUGAGAUACUUUACACACUCAAUACUUCAGUACUAGUAGCAACCUGCAAAUCUUACAUUUAGGGUCUUCUUCAGUGGGUAGUGAUGACUGGAAGAUGAUGGGAGUGUUUGUGCUCUGUGUUUUUGCAGCCGUGUUCAACUACCUCUCUGCCUCGACAGAAGUCUGCACCAAUGCCCUACUACCUGGAGCUAAAGGAGAUCAAGGUGAGAUUGGAGAGGAAGGAGAUCAGGGAAAACUGGGAAAGAAUGGACCACCAGGACCUCCAGGAUUGACAGGAGAGAAUGGGCUUGUGGGAGAGGUGGGGCACACAGGAAAGAUGGGGCCUUCUGGAGAAAAAGGUGAUAAAGGUGAUAAAGGUUUGGAUGGGCCUUCUGGAUUAAAAGGGAAACAAGGCACAACAUGUGACUGUGGCAGGUACAGGAGGGUGGUUGGACAGCUGGAUGUCAAUGUGGGCAAACUGAGAAAUGCUGUCAAGUUUGUGAAGAAUGUCAUCUUGGGGCUGAAGGAAACAGAAGAGAGGUACUACCUGUUGGUGAAGGAGCCCAAGAGGUUUAGAGAGGCUUCAAUGAACUGCAAGCUAAGAGGAGGCACCCUGGCCAUGCCAAAAACCACCAACACCAACCGUCUCAUGGCAGACUAUGUCAGUCAGGCAGGACUGACGAGAGUUUAUAUAGGAGUACAGGCUCAAAGCAAAGACACAGAUGGAACAAGCAGUUAUGUUUAUGCAGACUCCAGCCCUCUGCAGGGGUUUGCAGCUUGGAAUCAAGAUGAUCUCAAUUCCAGAAUAUCUCCUGCCACAAACUCAAGCUGUGUGGAGCUGCUCAGCACUGGGACAUGGAGUCAUGUGGAGUGUGAAGCCACCAUGUUUUUUAUUUGUGAGUUCCCGAAGAGCAGGAGAAGAGGAGGAGGAAGAGGGAUACCUGCCUCAGCAUCAUCAUGAGUCAAUAAGGUGUUCAGAUGUGUGAGACAUACAUAUACAUAUAUAUGCUGGUGUGUAGAAUUGGCAAUUAUUGCAAUAAUAAAAAGUAACUAAAAUGAAAAAUAAAUUGCCUGUGUAAUCAGAUGAUGUUGCUUUCCUUAAUGUUUGUGUUGUCUACAGGUUGGUGGCAAGUAGUUGAUGUAAAAUACAUUUCAGUGGCUAAUAUCUUCGUGUUUAACUGAAUGUAAGCGCUAAAUUCAUACAGCUUUCUAAGUCGUUUGUUUUGUUUUUGGCUGAUUGAUUGUUUGGUUGAUAAAAUGUCAGAAAACACUGGAAAAAUGAAAAAAUCACAAUUUCUCAAGGUGAUGCUUUAAAUGAAAAGGAGGGGAACCAUGUGCUAAAAAGAGAGAUAAUAUAAUAUCAGUUAAUAUGUGCACAAAUACGACCAACACAGUAAAGCUUUGGAUCAGCAGCUCCUCUGGAUUGCAACACAUUUCACCCCCUCUUCCUCAGACAGGAUCCUGCAGGAUUCAGAGUAGCUGCUGAUGUAAGCCUUUCCUGUGUUCUUCGUGCCACUGUGUGCCUGUGUUUGUGCACAUACAGCACUGAGCAUAUUGAAGUUUCUUACUUUUUGCAUGCAACAACUGCCCUUCUUUCUGAGUAUUAUCACUAAAGCCUUUUUCCACUCUUUCUAAUGGAUUCAUGGAUUCCUGUACCAACUAAAUGAAGAAUCAUCAGAUUGUUGCAGCAUUGGUUUUAACAGACUAAGUGAAACAAGAAAUAAAAAAUAGA
Messenger RNA from Plectropomus leopardus (leopard coralgrouper), 1743 nucleotides. It is a transcript of the gene colec10, whose product is annotated as collectin sub-family member 10 (C-type lectin). Gene Ontology annotation, biological process: ossification. Gene Ontology annotation, molecular function: growth factor activity. The record is from RefSeq and is a predicted model, not a curated record. Lineage: Eukaryota; Metazoa; Chordata; Actinopteri; Perciformes; Serranidae.